This is a messenger RNA of Staurois parvus, 296 nucleotides long. NCBI's taxonomy places the organism in Eukaryota, Metazoa, Chordata, Amphibia, Anura, Ranidae. The record is from the annotation of a GenBank genome assembly.
AGUGUAGCCCCAGCAGUGCCACCUGUCAGUGUCCAUCAAUGCCAGCUGUCAGUGAUCAUCAAUGCCACCUGCCAGUGCCCAUCAGUGCCACAUCAAUGCCACAUAGCAGUUCCUACCAGUGCACAUCAAUGCAACAUAUCAGUGCCCAUCUGAGCUUCCAGUCAGUGCCACCUAUCAAUGCCAGUCAGUGCCGCCUAUCAGUGCUGCCUCAGUGCCUCCUCAUCAGUGGCCAUCACUGCAGCCUCAUUAGCGCACAUCAGCGAAGGAGAAAAAUCACUUAUUUACUAAAUUUUCUA